Manihot esculenta (cassava) is the source of this 1713-nucleotide messenger RNA. RefSeq lists its product as uncharacterized. Lineage: Eukaryota; Viridiplantae; Streptophyta; Magnoliopsida; Malpighiales; Euphorbiaceae. The transcript is spliced from 4 exons. Gene Ontology annotation, molecular function: metal ion binding. Gene Ontology annotation, cellular component: chloroplast. The record is from RefSeq and is a predicted model, not a curated record. The coding region runs from base 145 to 711 and encodes 188 amino acids.
ACUUAAAUAGGGUCCGAGCAUUCUCAAACUAUGAGAACCUCUCUCUGCUGUUCGGAUAGUGAGAGAGACCGAGAGAGGAAAGAAGCAAAACAGCAAAUUAAACCUCUCAGCAGCCUGAAAACCAUUAAGCACACAGGCUACUGAAUGGCCACACUCUCUUCCCUUUCAACCACACCCCAUUUGCUCAGACUUUCUUCUCAUUCUCUUCUCCGUCGAAGCCUUCAUUUCCAGUCCUAUGGAUUUCCCUUUUCUUUCAAGCACUUGACGUUGAAGACCAUCUCCAAGAGCGAGAAUUUCUUUUCCCAUAUUACAAAAUUAAAGUCAGUUGAAGAGGAAACCCAAAUCCCAGACGAACAACCUCAACCUCAACCUCAACCUCAAGAGCAAGGACAAGUACAAGAAGGAGCUGAGCAGCAAACAGUGUCUGUCCCUGUGUCCCCUGCCGACAAACUUACCAUGUUCUUUCAGGCAGACGGAACAAUGAAUGAAGCUGCUAUUCCUACAGUGACUAAGGCCUUAGAGGAGAUUGAUGGUAUUACAGAUUUGAAAGUUAAAAUUGAAGAGGGUAUUGCAAGUGUUGAGUUAACAAAACAAACAACUGUACAAGCUACAGGGGUAGCUUCUAGUUUGGUUGAGCUCAUACAGGGUUCAGGUUUCAAGUUGCAGACUUUGAACUUGAGUUUUAUAGAUGAGGAGGAUAUGCUUGUAUAGUUAGUGCAAUUUUUUUAAGCUGGAAAAAUUCAAAAACUCUGUAAGACCUUCUACAUUCUAUUUUAUCAGGAUUCCAUAUAGAGAUGUGUAUGCUUGGAAGUAAACGAAAUAAAUACUAUUAGUAUUAAUUGACAUUUCUUGUAGGCUGUGUCGAUAUGAUCUUUGAUGGUAUAUUCUCUUGAAAUAAUCCCCAAAUAAGUAAUACUUCUUCUGCAGUUUAUAGUUCUGUUAUAGUUAGCUUUGAUUCUGUUCAUUCGAGUAUAUUAUCCAUUGAUCAAUGAUUGUUGGUUUCCUUCAUUACGCACAUAUAUCUAUCAUGUCAUGUAUAUAGUUGUAUAUGAGACAGAGAAUCCAUGGAUUUUGCCAUGGAUAUUUAUUCAAAGGAAAGAGAAUAAUAUGAGUUGAAGCUAAUGAGGAAUUCUUUACAGCAAAUUUGAAAACUCUUGUGACCUCAGAUCUUAUCUCAUAGAAGACCAUUGAAGCUGGUGCAAUCUUGAUAGGUAAAAAUUUGAUCUAAGCUUCUAGAGCAGAGUUUCCAACUGAAUUAUACAAUAAUUUUGAGCAAGUUGACCCCGGACAGUUCAACUACGCCAAUUGAUUUGCCAAUCACAAGCUGGUUUUCUCCUUGAGGAAAAGCUUGUGCUGUGUUAGUGUCAACACAGCAUUUCAAGCGUAGCCUCUUGAGUUCAGGGAUUUGAAAGUUGAAACUACUUGUAGGUUCUGAUUAGGAAUUAUCUCAAAAACUGAACAUGGGGACUUUACGAAGCGUCAAAGCGAAUCGACAGAACUGGUUCUGAUAUGAACAACAGGGCCUUGAGGAUCUUUCUGGCCAGGAGGAGUUUGGACUUUGGUUGUUGUCCACAAGUCUUGACAUCAGCUGAAGAUGAAUAAGUAGCAAUACCUGCCGGAGAAUAUCUUGCUUGAGGGUCUUAAUGGCUAAAUGUAUAUUUACACAAUUGUACUUUAUUAUUUUUAUCUAUCAAACACUUCAACUUUAAUUAU